Molecule: messenger RNA, 5584 nt
Organism: Bufo gargarizans (Asiatic toad)
Lineage: Eukaryota; Metazoa; Chordata; Amphibia; Anura; Bufonidae
Gene: BRAF
Product: B-Raf proto-oncogene, serine/threonine kinase
Exons: 20
Coding region: 28-2424 (798 amino acids)
Biological process (GO): signal transduction; protein phosphorylation
Cellular component (GO): plasma membrane; mitochondrion; cytosol
Molecular function (GO): ATP binding; protein kinase activity
Source: RefSeq, a predicted model, not a curated record
GCUCCCGCGGCUCCGGAUCACUUCAAGAUGGCGGCGCUAAGCGGGGGAUCGGCCGAGGGGCCCUCACUGCUCAACGGGGACCUGGAGUCCGAGGCCGGGAGCCUAAGCGGAGCCGGGGAGAUGUCAGCGGCUGGGGGCUAUCCGGAGGAGAUCUGGAAUAUCAAGCAGAUGAUUAAGUUAACGCAAGAGCACAUUGAAGCCCUCCUCGACAAAUUUGGAGGCGAGCACAACCCCCCCUCAAUAUAUGUUGAAGCUUAUGAAGAGUACACAAGCAAACUUGAUGCCCUCCAGCAGAGGGAGCAACAGUUACUGGAGUCAAUGGGGAAUGGAACGGACUCUUCUUCCUUAUCUUCAGAAAUGACUCUUUCAUCAGUCCCCUCCAGCCUAUCUCUAGCUCCUUCAUCUUUAUCCGUCCUACAGAACCCCUCCGAUUUUUCCCGAAUGAACCCUAAAUCUCCUCAGAAACCUAUCGUUAGAGUCUUCCUACCUAACAAGCAGCGCACAGUGGUACCAGCUAGAUGUGGCGUGACCGUACGGGACAGUCUAAAGAAGGCACUAAUGAUGCGAGGUCUUAUCCCAGAAUGCUGUGCGGUGUACAGGAUCCAAGAUGGGGAAAAGAAGCCUAUCGGGUGGGACACGGACAUCAGCUGGCUGACCGGGGAGGAGCUGCACGUAGAAGUUCUUGAGAACGUACCCCUCACUACCCAUAACUUUGUACGGAAAACCUUCUUCACUUUAGCAUUCUGUGACUUUUGCCGGAAGCUGCUAUUCCAGGGUUUCCGCUGCCAGACAUGCGGGUACAAGUUCCACCAGCGAUGCAGCACAGAGGUGCCACUCAUGUGUGUCAACUACGAUCGACUAGAUUUGCUAUUUGUCUCAAAGUUCUUUGAACAUCACCCAAUAUCUCAGGAUGAAGGUCCUUUUGAGGAGGUCACCCCUGCUGUUGAAUGCUACUCACACUCACCCCCUCCAGAUAUCAGCGGCCUCCCAAGUAGUUCUCCGUCCAAGUCCAUUCCCAUUCCCCAGCCAUUCCGACCUGCCGAUGAAGACCACAGAAACCAAUUCGGCCAGCGAGACCGGUCGUCAUCUGCUCCCAAUGUUCACAUCAACACCAUUGAGCCUGUUAACAUUGAUGAUUUAAUCCGUGACCAGGGCCUUCAGCGCAGUGAGGGAGCCCCCCAGGUCCAGCCGGCCCGCUGCCUUCGGAAAUACCACUCUCGGAACCCCAGCCCACUCCUCCAUUCUCUCCCCAGUGAAAUAGUCUUUGAUUUUGAGUCUGACCCGGUUUGCAGAGGCACAACCCCAGGCUUAUCUGCUACCCCUCCAGCUUCCUUGCCCGGAUCCCUCACAAAUGUUAAGGCUCUUCAAAAAUCCCCCGGUCAACAGAGAGAGCGCAAGUCAUCCUCUUCCUCCACAGAAGACAGGAGUCGGAUGAAAACACUUGGACGCAGAGACUCCAGUGACGACUGGGAAAUCCCAGAUGGGCAGAUCACAGUCGGACAACGGAUAGGAUCUGGUUCCUUUGGGACUGUGUAUAAGGGAAAGUGGCAUGGUGAUGUAGCUGUAAAAAUGUUGAAUGUAACUGCACCGACACCUCAGCAACUACAGGCCUUUAAAAAUGAAGUCGGAGUGCUCAGGAAAACUCGGCAUGUAAACAUCCUGCUUUUCAUGGGAUAUUCUACCAAACCCCAGUUGGCAAUAGUGACCCAGUGGUGCGAGGGCUCCAGCCUCUAUCACCACCUUCACAUCAUUGAGACCAAAUUUGAGAUGAUUAAACUGAUUGAUAUUGCACGGCAGACAGCACAAGGGAUGGACUACUUGCACGCCAAGUCGAUCAUCCACCGAGAUCUGAAAAGCAAUAAUAUUUUUCUUCAUGAAGACCUCACAGUAAAGAUUGGUGACUUUGGCCUAGCCACAGUGAAGUCUCGGUGGAGCGGCUCUCACCAGUUUGAGCAGUUAUCAGGCUCCAUUCUGUGGAUGGCCCCUGAGGUGAUCAGAAUGCAGGACAAGAAUCCCUACAGCUUUCAGUCAGAUGUCUACGCUUUUGGAAUAGUUUUAUAUGAAUUAAUGACGGGGCAGCUACCUUAUCAGAAUAUAAAUAACAGAGAUCAGAUUAUAUUCAUGGUUGGGAGAGGAUAUUUAUCUCCAGACCUCAGCAAAGUUCGGAGUAAUUGUCCAAAAGCAAUGAAGAGGCUUAUGGCGGACUGUCUAAAGAAGAAGAGAGACGAGCGUCCCUUAUUUCCACAGAUUCUUGCCUCCAUUGAACUCCUGGCCCGGUCAUUGCCAAAAAUUCACCGCAGUGCAUCUGAGCCAUCGUUAAACAGAGCUGGCUUCCAGACAGAGGACUUCAGUCUGUACGCAUGUGCUUCUCCAAAAACGCCCAUUCAGGCCGGUGGAUAUGGAGAAUUUACAGCCUUCAAGUAACGGCACAGUCAGCACAAGCACCUCUGUUACUACUUUAAGUCUCGUGUUCCUCUAGUUUCUUAGCACUGGGACUACUUUACAAAACAUGCAGAUAAUGCACCCAUAUUGUAAGAGGGAGCAGCAUGAACCAUCAAAGAAAAAAUAAAUGGGGGGAGGGGAAGGGACCAGCUGAAACACCUGUGUUCCUCUAGGGAGUGGCCCAGCACUGCUCUUCAGCAUGCCCCUACUGGUGCACACACUGCUGAGGAGAGGCCUAUCUUGGCAACGAGAAGGCGGAUCUUCGUUAUUGCAGAGACUCCUUUUGUCUAAAAUACUAACACCGAUUUCCCUCACAUUCUUUGUGGAUCUUGCGCCAAUCAUGAUGGGGACUGCCUGCUAAGAAUCCUCUUUGUCUUUUGGGAAAUAAAAUGCUGGAUCUCCAUAUCCCCACACAAGUAAUUGCCUACUAGUAUGGUACAAGUUCACCCAUUCAUACGGUUACACAUCAGCUAGACCAGCAAUUAGUCCUUCAACUGAUUAAGAUCUAAGUCGUGGCACCAUAAGGCCACGGAGUGAAUAUAGCGGAGCUGCAAUACUAGAUACAGCCCAUGGACAAGAGUGGUACUGUUCCUCGGAGGCCAAAAAAAUUUAAAAAUCUAUUUUUCUAAUCUCCUACAAAUUCAUUAAUUACUCUCCAAGGAGAGGAGGUAUGAGAUUAGAUUUCAUUUGGAAUCAUUAAGCUGCUUCCUCAACCCAUCCUUCUGUGCACUUAAUGUAUUAAUGCUUCCAAUCAACUAUCUUCAAAAUUGCAAUUUGCGGUCCCGAAUUCAUGGGCCACGUCCGUGCGGCAGCCGGGACGGAUCGAGACACAUUCAACUUGAAUGGGUCUGUGAUCUGCCCGCGCCGCAAAAAUAUUUCUAUAUUUUUUUUUGUGGUGCGGAGGCACGGACAGAAACAAGACUGAAGCACUUUUGUAGUGCUUCCGUGGGGUUCCGAACCAUGCUUCCGUUCCGGAUCUCCGUGAUUGCGGACCCAUUCAUGAGUGCACACAGGCCGGUGCCUGUCUAUUGCAGGCCACAAUGCGGCCACGGGCACACAACGUUCGUGUGCAAGAGGCCUAAACUUGUGGUCUGGAAGAUCAUGUAAUGGUUUACUACUGUAUGGAAUGGAGAUUCUGCAUUUUAUUUGGUCUAACACUUUAUAAAAGAAUGGAAUGAACAUUAUUGCAUUAAUGUCCAUUAGUUUUUUUCCUUUAGGGAAGGGUCUGGGAGGAGUCUGUGGCCAACCUUCUCUUCUCUAUUCUGCUCUGGUAUUUCAUUCCUUUUGCUGAGGCCUUGCAUGGACUGAAACUGAACUGUUUGUGUUUCUAGACUUUUUGGAAUUUAAUUUAUUUCCUACAUGGUUAAUGGGUGGCACCAAAAAAAAUAAAUGAGUUUUACAUAUCUUGCUGCGCAGCACAUGAUCACAAUAAACUCCUCCGCCACUUAUGUUCUUUUCCUGGUCAGCAGCACCGCUUCUCUGUCUUGUGCUGUUACUUUGGAAUCUCUAAAAGUUGGACCCUGCUAGAGUAAAUCAUGUAAUUCCCGCUUCAGUCCAUAAUUCAACCAACAGGAAAAUGUUUUGGCUUGGUGAAUUUCACCUGUAAAAGACUGGCCAGAUUUGAGCGCGUGUGAGCGUACGUUUGAGUGUUCACGCUACUGGUAUUAAUGUUACAACUAAAUGUUUAUACUCCAAAGCCUAAACCAGUAGCUGCUGACUAGGUCAUAUUUUCUUUUAUUUUUGUACAGUUAGGUUUUUCAUUUUUUUUUCUUUUUGUUUUUAUUAAUUGCUAUUUAUUUAAUUUAUUUUGCUAUGUAAAUGUGGAAUGCUUUGGAGUUUGGCCAGAGUUUUGUAAAUGAAAACUAGACCAGUGGCUUGUGUAAUGAACUACCGACCCCCUCCCCUUCCACACUGUGCUGUGGCCAUGAAAUAAACUAACCCAGUAACUUAUGUACAUAUCUUUUUUAAAUAUUCAGAUAUUCACUACAUUGAAACACAUUUUAGGAAGAAGAAUCUAUUUUUUGUUGUAUUUAAUCCACCAAAACGCCAGAUUAUUAUUUUUUUCAAUACCAAAUUGUUGGAUGAGUUCACAUAAUUUUUUAUUUUUUUUUCCAAACCCCUCUGAAAAUUUUGAAUCUUUUUGUUCUGUAUAAUUCAAUAUUGGGGAUGUGUUCAGAUGUUUGUUUGUUUUUUUGUUUUUUUUGUGUCUUUUUUUUGUUUUUGUCUUGCUAAUAAAAUAUUAGUAGAUGGGCUCAUAUUCUAUUUCUUUUGUUUUUCUUUAUUCCUCCCCAUCCCCAAAAUCUAUCCUUUUUGUAGAGAGACUGGUUUCAACAGUUUUUAUUUGGUGGUGCACCAAAACAUUUGCCUAAUGGCUAGUGUCAUUACCAGACAGUGAUGUUUGAUAUAAGAAGCAUAGCCAAAGACUGGGCUUGAAAAUUGGCUCAGUGCAAAAAUAUAAUUGACCCUAUGGUUCAAAUAGUCUGUAGGUACUAUAGAUCAAAUCUACAGUUAAAGUACAUCUCUUUAUUCACUACGGUUGGGGGGGGGGGAUCUAACAUACUAAAAAUUUCCAUCUGUUUGGUCAUUCUUAUAUACUUAUUUGUUUUUGUUUUUUUUUGUUUUGUUUCGUUUUGUUUUUUUUGGACAGUCCUGUAGAUUUGAAACCAGAAUUUUUUAUUUAAAAUUGUAUAUUUCUCUGGAAAUUCUGUAUAAAUUAUUUAUUUUAUAAUUUUAAAUUCAAACAUUUUGCAGUCAUAUCCCCUAGGCUUCAUAGAAUAAAUAACAAGUUCUACAGUCUUCUUCCUGUGUGUAUCUACAUAAAGCACGUCUCCAGCACUGGGGCUUGUAUCAGAAGGUUCCAACAGUAGUACUGAUGAUGAUGAUAAUAAUGCACCCAUAUAAACCUAAUGCUAUGUUGCUGUACAUAACUGUCAGUCACUGACUUACAGUGCACAUUCAGGUUGGAACUACCGUGGGGGGGGGGAUCUGUAAAAAAAAAAGUGGUGUGUAAAUUAUAAUAAAGACCAUAUUUCCAAAUGUUUACACUGUGUCCAUUACCCCACAGUUUAAAGUGCACUCUUCUCGAAGCUGAAGUUUUUUGCUUAUAUCAUUUCAUGAAUUAAUAUAUUUUUUCAGGUAUAGG